AUGUCUGAACCCGGGCCCUCCUCGAUCCCAACAAGUGCCGACCCUCGCAGUCAGCGCCCAACGAAGCGCCGCGCCGUAACCCCUCACGGCGAACAAGCCGACGCUGUUGCCUCGCUCUUCCGCGACCCAAGCAAAGAAAUAAGGUUGCCCGGGACAUCCAACCAAAAAACCGCGUCAUCGCUUCCCGCGCCCCCCGAAAUCGUCGCCAACGUGCAGGGUUCGUCGGCCGGUGCGGGGUCCGGCGAGUUCCACGUUUACAAGGCUAGUCGGAGACGGGAGUAUGAGCGGCUACGGCUUAUGCAGGAUGAGGUUGAUCGGGAGAAAAACCAGGAUGACUGGCAGAAGAAGCAGGAGGAGGUGAGGAAGAAAGACGAGGAGAAGACGGAGAAGAAUCGGAAGAGAAGGGAAAAGAGGAAUAAAGCGAAGGCAGGGAAGAAGAAGAACGGGGGUGCUGGGAAGGAGGACGAUGUGAUGGACACUACGGCAGAGGGAAGAGGCCCGACAAAUGGGUCUGGAGGACAUGGUGAGGGGGACCAGACGGAGGCGGCUGUCGAGACGCCGGGUGUUAUUAUCCAUGAGGAUUGA
Molecule: messenger RNA, 585 nt
Organism: Aspergillus versicolor CBS 583.65
Lineage: Eukaryota; Fungi; Ascomycota; Eurotiomycetes; Eurotiales; Aspergillaceae
Product: PRKRIP1 family protein
Exons: 1
Coding region: 1-585 (194 amino acids)
Biological process (GO): negative regulation of protein kinase activity
Cellular component (GO): nucleolus
Molecular function (GO): protein kinase binding; protein kinase inhibitor activity; double-stranded RNA binding
Source: RefSeq, a predicted model, not a curated record